Jatropha curcas is the source of this 2085-nucleotide messenger RNA. RefSeq names its product DNA-directed RNA polymerase II protein. Gene Ontology annotation, molecular function: SNARE binding. NCBI's taxonomy places the organism in Eukaryota, Viridiplantae, Streptophyta, Magnoliopsida, Malpighiales, Euphorbiaceae. Gene Ontology annotation, biological process: SNARE complex assembly. Gene Ontology annotation, cellular component: lytic vacuole; endosome. The record is from RefSeq and is a predicted model, not a curated record.
UAGCCAUUCAUUGCCUAUUUUGGCACCCCCUAAAAUGAAAUUCGUGAUCCCCAGUGAUUGUUUUCACCUCUUUCCCUCUUCCCCCAACUUCCCCCUCCUUCCUGAACCCAUACAGGACGGUGGUGUGCAAGUCACGCAAAUGUUAAAUAAAAAUUCCCAAAUUUAACAAUUUCGCUCCCAACAUAUGUAAACCCUUUUGCUGGAUGUCACGAAUCCCUCCGGCGAAGACCCACGGCUACUCUUGACCACCGAUUGGACGUUUUCCGUUGAUUAGGGUGUAGUAAAUUGAAGGGAAAGGUGGUUUUAUUGAUGAAAAAGUAAAUUAUGAACAAAAAAUCCAGUUGCUGUGCCAUUUGUGAGAAUUCCAAUCGCGCUUCUAUUUGCGCUGUUUGUGUUAAUUACAGAUUAAAUGAGUAUAAUGUGUUGUUGAAAUCACUGAAGAGUCGUCGGGAUUUCUUGUAUUCAAGGUUGAGUGAAGUUCUUGUGGCAAAGGGGAAAGCAGAUGAUCAAUUAAAUUGGAGAGUGCUUCAAAAUGAGAAGCUUGCGAGUUUGAGGGAGAAGCUCCGUCGUAGUAAGGAACAACUCAUUCAAGGGAAGGCUAAGGUUGAGAGGAUGUCCAAUGAUUUGAAUGUCAAAUAUGGGGUGCUUGAAUCAGCUCAUAGUGCGUUGGAAAAGAACAGAGUGGAACAAAUUGAGAAGUUUUUUCCAAAUCUUAUUUGCACUCAGAGUUUAGGGCAUAUGGCAAUUACCUCAGAACUACUUCAUAAGCAAUCAGUCAUUGUAAAACAAAUGUGCAAACUUUUUCCCCAACGCCGGUUGAUUAUAGAAGGAGAAAGAAAAGAUGGCUCUAACGGUCAAUAUGAUCAAAUAUGCAAUGCACGGUUACCAAGAGGACUUGACCCUCACUCUGUUCCAUCAGAAGAGCUUGCUGCCUCCUUGGGAUACAUGGUGCAACUUCUAAAUCUUGUUGUUCAUAACUUGGCUGUUCCUGCACUUCAUAACUCUGGUUUUGCGGGUUCUUGCUCUCGAAUAUGGCAACGAGAUUCAUAUUGGAAUGCUUGUCCUUCUUCUCGAAGCAAUGAAUAUCCCCUUUUCAUACCACGCCAAAAUUAUUGCUCUUCUAGUGGUGAAAAUUCAUGGACAGAUAGAAGCUCAAGUAAUUUCGGUGUUGCCUCAAUGGAAUCAGAGAGAAGAGCUCGUCUAGAUUCUUCUCGAAGUAGUAGCUUCAGUUAUUCCUCUGCAUCUCCACAUUCUGUUGAAACACACAAGGACUUGCAGAAAGGGAUCUCACUUCUGAAGAAAAGUGUGGCAUGUGUAACAGCAUAUGGUUAUAACUUGCUAUGUUUGGAUGUACCUUCUGAAGCAUCUACUUUUGAAGCAUUUGCAAAAUUGCUGGCGACACUAUCCUCUUCCAAGGAAGUUCGUUCUGUUUUUUCCUUAAAAAUGGCUUGUUCAAGGUCAUGCAAGCAGGUUCAAAAAUUGAACAAGUCUGUAUGGAAUGUAAAUUCUACCAUUUCAUCAAGCACAUUGCUUGAGAGUGCACAUGCGCUUCAUCUAACAAAAAACAUAAGUGAUAAUAAUCUUCCAAAUUCUGCUACCAGUUUCCUUUAUGCCACUGAGAUAUCUGAUGCCGGAAGGAAUGAAAGCCUUAUUGAUGGAUGGGAUCUUGUAGAACAUCCCACUUUUCCUCCUCCUCCAUCACAAGCUGAGGAUAUUGAACAUUGGACUCGAGCCAUGUUUAUUGAUGCGACAAGGAAAUAGUCUGGAGAAAUUACAGCCUUCAUCUUUCCUUUUUAUUCAGAGGAUACACUAGCAAGAGGACAGCAGGUGUGAAUCAUUGUAUAAAACCUUCAACUGUGUUUAUAAUGUAAAUAUGCGGUGUCUAAAUUGGUAGGUAUAUAUAAUGCUAAUACAGAUAUUUGGAAUAUUAUUCUUUUCUUGUUUCCUGUAGUAGUCCAUAUGGUUAAUUCCUGAUUUUAAUCCAAGGAUGUGAAGUAUAAAGAUCGGUGUCGGCCCUUGUUUCUCUCUCUAGACGUGAAUUGAAUCAGAAUUUACGCAAUUGCAUUCAAAAUUAUUGUUAUUGAA